This is a messenger RNA of Doryrhamphus excisus (bluestripe pipefish), 2489 nucleotides long. RefSeq names its product NADH:ubiquinone oxidoreductase complex assembly factor 7 (gene ndufaf7). Gene Ontology annotation, biological process: mitochondrial respiratory chain complex I assembly. The record is from RefSeq and is a predicted model, not a curated record. Gene Ontology annotation, cellular component: mitochondrion. Gene Ontology annotation, molecular function: protein-arginine omega-N symmetric methyltransferase activity. Lineage: Eukaryota; Metazoa; Chordata; Actinopteri; Syngnathiformes; Syngnathidae.
AAACUAGUGUAGUUUUAUUUACGUCUUUUCGUUAACAGAACCACAUAACUGGUUAAUACACAAUAUACAUAAAACAAACUAUUUACUUUGAUUCUGAAACUACUAAGAGUUAUGUGUUUAUUUAAUCCAAAGGAAUUUUCUGUAACUGACGUAACAUUCGUCCAAUCAGGAUUGUUGGUUUUGCUACUUCCGAAGUCAUUUUGACCAAGGAAAGUAUGUGUAUGAGCAAUAUUACAAGUAGUCUUACUUUGAACAAUAUCCGGUUUCAUGGCAGUCGCCUUGACUCGUUAGCAUUAGCUCUUUGCUAGCCCACAAUGACUUCACCUUACUCUUCAACUUUUGUGCUUCCAACUAAACAAACUUAUUUAUCUCGUGUUAUUGACGCGCAUGCAGCUAUGCUAUGCUAACGCUAAUCUUGCGGCCAGUAUUUCUAUUGGGACUUGACAAGAACAAUGAGGGCCCUUCGUGCUGCUAAAACACUUUUGUUCCCUUUGCCUCGUUCUGUCAGUCCAGCAACAGCAGGUCCAAACAGACUUGCCUGCACGGCUCCUCCAGAGAAGAAGAAUGGACCAUCCAUGCUGCGACACCUGACUUCCAAAAUAAAAGCCACUGGUCCAAUUUCAGUGGCCGAGUACAUGAGGGAGGCGCUCACCAACCCAGUGACGGGUUACUAUGUGAGGAACGACAUGCUGGGAGCCGACGGAGACUUCAUCACCUCACCUGAGAUCAGUCAGAUCUUUGGAGAGCUGCUGGCCGUGUGGAUCAUCAGUGAGUGGAUGGGGGCGGGUCGGCCCAAAGAUCUUCAGCUCGUUGAGCUGGGACCAGGAAAAGGAUCUUUGGCCAGUGACGUUCUUCGAGUUUUGAGUCAGCUCCAGUCCGUCCUGAACGGGGCUUCGGUGUCGCUCCACCUGGUGGAGGUAAGUCCGGCUCUGAGUCGCCUCCAGGCUCAAAGUCUGACUGGGACCAGCAGCCAUGAGGCAGCCGGCGAGGAUGAGCCCGUUUACCGUCACGGACGGACCGCCGGCGGCCUGCAGGUGUUCUGGUACCGCCGCUUAGAGGACGUCCCUCGUGGCUUUAGCAUCUUUCUGGCUCACGAGUUCUUCGACGCUUUGCCCAUCCACAAGUUUCAGCGCACCAAGAGAGGCUGGAGGGAGGUGAUGGUGGACAUUGACCCAGACAAACCCGGCCAACUAAGGUUUGUGGUGGCGCCAUCGCCCACUCUGGCGUCCACCACACUGGUGCAGGCAGAUGAAAGGCGGGAUCACGUGGAGGUGUGUGCAGAGGGCGGACUCAUCAUCCAGCAGCUGGCCCGGCGGGUGGCAGAGGAGGGCGGGGCGGCGUUGAUCGGCGACUACGGCCACGACGGAAGCAAGACGGACACGUUCCGAGGGUUCAAAGGUCACCAGCUCCAUCAGGUCCUGGCGGCUCCGGGCUCGGCCGACCUCACUGCCGACGUGGACUUCAGUUACCUGCGCCGCAUGGCAGGAGGAGGCGUGGCCUGCUUGGGACCGGUUAGCCAGAGGACUUUCCUGAAGAACAUGGGCAUCGACAUGCGCAUGCAGGUUCUGCUGAGGAACUGCAGCGACCCUUCUACCAGACGCCAGCUGAUCAGCAGCUAUGACGUGCUGACCCACCCCACCAAGAUGGGCGAGCGCUUCCUGUUCUUCGGCCUGCUGCACCUCAGCCGCCUCGCCAAGCCCAAGAUGGCCGCCGGGCUAGAACUGGAGAAGAAAAGCCCGGCACAGCUUCCUGUCGCCGGAUUCACAGAGAUGGGUCUCUGCUAAUCUACUUAGAACCUGCUGUGGAGAUGGGAACAGAACCUCCAUGACAAAAGUUCAACAUGCCAAAGUUCUGAAGUCAAAGGUCAUGAAGGAGGUGGCGGAGGAGCAGCUGAAGACCACAGAUCAGUAGAACUUCAAGAGUAUGAAUAAAGGUUCACAUUGAAGAUGGUUGUUAGCAGCAUGCCAUCAAAGGAGAAGAAGAAAGAUCCUCUGGAUCCUGCUGGAGGUGUGAGAAUGAAUAAAAAAGGGUUUUGUCAUCACUGCCGUCUCCAUGGAGAUGUUUCCCAGACCGCCACUAGGGGUCCUCGUCCAUGUGGUCCAGGUUGUGUGAGGCGAUGAAGUGUUUUGGGUAGUAGAGGUCUCUCUCCUCGGCGUAUUCCUCCCAGCGGGCGUCGUCGCUCUCGUGUGUGAUGUAGCGCUCGCCGCGUCGCGUCUCAAACUCCCGCAGGUCCAGCCAGGUGUGGUAGUCCUGCGAGACGGAUGGGAGGCUCAGUCCAAGCCGGUCGGGAGAUGCGGGUCAUGUGACGCGUACCUGCAGCCAGGGGUGACUCAGCGACUUGUCCACGCUGAAACGCUUCCUCAUCUUCACCUGCAGCAGGUUGUUGAUCAGGUUGGUCGCUAUGGAGACGACAGGGAGAACCUUCUUAACGCUGAACAUGAUUUUUAAGACGCGUGUGAGAUGUCUUAUUGACAAUAAACAAUCUUGAA